This is a messenger RNA of Pogonomyrmex barbatus (red harvester ant), 1549 nucleotides long. Its product is annotated as tropomyosin. Lineage: Eukaryota; Metazoa; Arthropoda; Insecta; Hymenoptera; Formicidae. The record is from RefSeq and is a predicted model, not a curated record.
CAGAUAUAAACGUUUAGCUAUCGAUAUACCCACGAUCGGCAACGAUCACCGGCACAACAAAGCACAUCACUGCUUUAAGAAGUCCAAGAAUUCGUUUGAGCCUAACUAAAGCGACGGUCGUUUUUAUUCUUUUGCAUUGCAUUGAGCCUAUAAAACAUUGUCCUCAUCGGUCACUGAGUACAGUAACCCGCAGGCAUUGCAUUUUGUUACUUCGUUCGUUUCCUCAACAAUUAAAAAUUCUGUUUAACAAAGUGAGAAGCUAAUAUUUAAAAAUUCUGUUUAGCUUUACAGCAAAGUGUAUUAAUUAAAGAGCUGUUAUUAAAGAGCUAUUUCUAAUUAAUUUCUGACGAAAUUAUGAACGCCAUUAAGAAACGACUGCAAAUGCUAAAGCUCGAGAAAGAUCUCGCGAUGGAUAGAGCUGAUCUGUGCGAUCAGCAGGCAAAGGAAGCAAAUCGAAGGGAAGAAAAACUAAAAGACGAGGUUCGUGAAUUAGCGAAAAAGCUGAUGCAAAUGGAACAUGACCUAGAAGUGAGCAAGACCCAACUGAUAAAAUCAAACAGAAAUCUCGAGAUAAAGGAGAGAGUCUAUAUCGUGACUCAGUCGGAAUUGGCGGUGCUGAAUAGGAAAAUGCAGCAAUGCGUGCAAAAUUUAGAAAAAUCCGAGGAGCGACGUUUAUCGGCUCAAGCAAAGCUCACGCAGGCUAUGGAAACUGCUGAAGAUGCAAAACGUAUCUGUAAAGUCCUGGAGAACAGGAGCAAGCAGGACGAAGAAAGAAUGGAUCAGUUGAUGACGCAGUUAAAGGAAGCGAGGCUUAUCGCUGAAGAUGCUGACACGAAAUCGGACGAAAUUUCAAGAAAAUUGGCGUUCGUUGAGGACGAGCUUGAAGCGGCGGAAGAAAGAGUUAAAUCGAGCGAAGCGAAAAUUCUUGAAAGAGAGGACGAGUUGUUCAUCGUUGGCAAUAUAUUUAAAUCCUUAGAGGUGUCCGAAGAAAAAGCUAAUCAAAGGGUAGAAGAAUUUAAAGCGCAGUUGAAGGAACUAAAAAUGAAACUGAAAGCUGCCGAAAAGCGUGCCAUAAUCGCUGAGAAAACUGUCAAGAUAUUUACGAAAGAAAUGGACAAGAGGGAAGAUUAUUUGCUAAAAGAAAAGGAAAAAUAUAAAUUCAUCUGCGAUGAUUUGGAUUCCACGUUCUCGGAGCUUACGGGAUAUUGAACAAGCUUUGAUCAAAUUGAUCGCUCAGUUAGAAUGCUAAUCAGGAUUCUCAUCUUAUUUAAAAACAUAAACUUUUACGACUUUUAACAAAUAUAUGUCAUCAGGUUUGUCCAGAAAAUCGACCCUAUGCACUUUACACGAUAUCAAUUUAUUUAAUCGAUUCUACGAUCGACACAAUGCAUCGAAAUGCCAUACCACAGAUUUAAUACAGUUUAGAUUUAAUCGACAAUCCAUUUUAAUCGUACAACCUCCGAUCGCAGAACGGAGAAAGAAUUUGCGAGCUUCUUUAGUUCAUGGAGCUCUUGCGAUGACUUUUGUGCAAUUUCGCGUCACGAUUGGA